Messenger RNA from Dermacentor silvarum, 2325 nucleotides. Its product is annotated as endothelin-converting enzyme 1. Gene Ontology annotation, cellular component: plasma membrane. The transcript is spliced from 6 exons. Gene Ontology annotation, molecular function: metalloendopeptidase activity. The coding region runs from base 1 to 2289 and encodes 762 amino acids. Gene Ontology annotation, biological process: protein processing. The record is from RefSeq and is a predicted model, not a curated record. Lineage: Eukaryota; Metazoa; Arthropoda; Arachnida; Ixodida; Ixodidae.
AUGAGUGGUUUUGGGCAGAAAGACAUUCUGGGUGCCAUAGAAGAAACGCUUCAGGGAAUAGAGGACAUUGCGGAGAUGCCGUACGUUGACCCUCGCGAGCCCCUCAGCCAGCGUGCCUCGAUAGACCGUAGCAUCUCCCUGGGCAUGGUCGUCCCCACCAAGCCAGCUUCUCGCUCACCCCUCAAGGCUAUCUCCAUGGAUGACGCCAUGGUCGGUCAGCCGAGCGCCUGUUCUCCGAAGGCGUACCACCGUCACCACCAAGAGGACGCCGUGUCGCGACCUCUGGUGUGCGCUGCCCUCGGCGUAGUGGCCCUGGCUGUGGUCGCGCUGUCCAUACUGGCGGUGCGCCGUGUGCAGAGCCCUAUGCGCACAGCCCCCGACGUCUGCGACACUGAAGACUGCCUGCAGCACGCGACGGCGAUCCUGGCAACCUUGGACGAGUCUGCAGACCCUUGCGUGGACUUCUACGCGCGCGUCUGCGGCCACGGUGGCCAGUGGACAUCUGGGAGCAGGGGCACGUUGGCCCACGCCUACAGCCGGGAAGUCAUGUACACUCUCGGCGAUCCACAGGCACUCCUGGCCGGUGAGUCCAUUCCUCCUGCGUCAACCACGGCCUUCACUGCUCUUAGGCAGUGCCUAGAUAGGGGCAGAAGCUCGGAGGACGAGAACUUCGUGGCGUUUAUGCGCAACCGGUGGAUACCGUGGCCGCUUUCCGCGGUUGCUCCCGGUCAGAACGCCGUGUCAUCUGACGUGCUCGACGUUCUGCUGGACCUCGCCGUCAAGUGGAGGGUGGCUCUGUGGUUCGACGUCACCGUGUCGACAGCUUGGGCGCACGACGGCGCCCCCGUCGUCAUAAUCAGCGAGCACGGCGACGUUCCCGGGCUUCGCAUGGAACAAUUAGAAGAGCUCAACGACACCGCUUACGACGACGUCACUAGGAAAUUGUCCGGAUUUCUCAGCAGUGGCCGAGUGAAGCUGGACGACGUGGCGCUCAAAGAACUGCGCCGCGACGAAGCAGCCUUCAGGAAGGUCCUACUCAGCGGAGACGAUGGAGACGAACGAUUCGACGACCUCGUCCCGCUGAGCGACGUCACCGUCGUCUUCGGUAACGGCGCGUCUUCGGCUGAGUGGACGAGACUCCUCAACAAACACUUGAACGGCGCCGUCAACGUUUCCGCCGACACCAGGCUCCUUAUAACAAACGAGCCGCGAUUUGCGAGGAUCGGCGGCCUGGUAGACUCGAUGCCGGCAUCGAGAAUCCUUAACGUUGUUGGGUGGAUGUUCGCUUACUCAUACGCCUGGAUCGUCAACGCCGAUUUCGACUUCCUUUCACCGAGUACUGAAGGCCUCGCGGAGUACAUACAGUGCUUCGUUGCGGUGCAGGAAUCGUUCGGGAUCGUACAAGCGAUUCCACUCUACCGGAGAGCGUUCGACCCGUACGAAAGGCAAAAGGUGAACGCCACACUCAAGUGGACGUCUCUCGCGCUGCUCAGAUCCGUGCGGGCUUCGCCGAGAAUCGCAAAAUCGACGAAGACGGAAGCACAGAGCAAGGUCUAUUCACUGGCUUCGUCGCGCCAACUGUGGCCUCCCGAGCCACAUCACUUGCAAGGAGGAUCGCUCGACUUGAUCUACGCGAACUUUACUGGGGAUGCCAAGAAUUUCUUCGGAACGUGGCUCGAGUCCAGGAAGGCCUUGAGGACGACGAUUGCCACGCCGUAUUAUGACAACCUAAUGACGUCCAGGUAUCGCUGGCCCUCGGGAAGCGUGCUCUAUCUUUACGCAUUGAACGAGCUUCGCCUUAGCCUGGCCGCCCUGUUCCCACCGUCAUACCGGCGAAGCGGAUCGGCCGCCAUGACGUACGCAGGUCUCGGGUUCAACUUGGCAACGCAAGCACUGCGUUCGGUGGACCUGCGUGGACGUGAAUUGGACAGCGCAGGCCGCAACACUUCGUGGUGGCAACCGGGCAAGCCGGGAGAAAGCCCCUGCAGGUUGGACGCCGCCAAGUCUGUCGCCGAGCGCCGCUCGAUCGCUGACCUCUUCGCCCUCGACGUGGCGUUGGCCGCCAUGAAGCUUAGCUCGCAGGAGAACCGGGACAAGCGGACCCUGCGACUCAAGUCGCUCGAGUUCCUCACGGCCACGCAGACUUUCUACGUCAGCUAUUGCAGCCACUACUGCGGGGAGCCCGACGGACGACGGCGGUGCAACCUGGCCAUGAAUGGCUCCGAGUUCGGCAGAUCGUUCCACUGUCGCCCUGAGCAGCCAACACCACAGACCUGUGUUUUUGUCUAGAACAGAAAUCGGUGUUAUCCGUUUCGCCGUUCGGGC